AUGUCUUUCUGUAGAAUAACGGGACGCAGUCGAGGCUUACCCAAGCCUAAUUACUUUCCACUCCUUGCACCGAUCUCUCCCGCUGAUGCGAAACGAUGCUGCAGGAUAACCGGGAAAUCGUAUGGGCUGCCUUCUCAUCAUUACAUUCCAGUCUUACUCACAACUCGUUCAACUAAAACGAAAUGUAAAAUAACAAAUGUGUCUGGUGAACUCGGACCCCAUCAUUAUUCACCUGAAAUAAAUUAUGGAAAUAGAAAACAUGAAAUUUUACCAGACUAUCGAUAUAUAUUCCCUGUUCUGGAUGGUUCGACUGAAGCUCAGCGAUAUUUAAUGGAUAUGCUUCUCACUAAACAAGUUGCCGAUGAAAAGCGUUAUGUGUACACUGUCGACGAGAGAAGGUGUAGUUUAGUUUUUUCUGCUCGUUUGGAGGCAGCAGUGAGGGACGGUGAUGUUAGAGAUGUAAUGUUGGCGAAAGAUUCAGAUACAGUCCUCAUUAAAACAAAACAAGGACGUAGUGUUUCCAUGGAUUUUAAAGAUUUUACUGAGGAUGUCGAAAUCUAUGAAGGUGAGGGACCGAACGCGGAGGUCUUGAGACAGAGAGAAGCUGAAGAAUUAGAAGAGAGAAAAAAGAAAAGGAAACGAGCUGCAGGGCUAUCCUCGAUGAAGAAAAUAUUUGAAAAUAAAGAAAAAUUAGAGGAAGUGCAGGAAUUUGAGGAGAUUAAAAUGCGUCAAGAACGUUUGGCUAAAAAAGCUAAACUUGAAGAUUUCAAGCACGAAAAACAUGAUAUUAAGACGUAUUCUUGUGAAAAAUUCGACUUACAUCAUAUGCGUUCCAAAUCAAGUAUAGUUUCGUGCAGUGGCGAAUGGAAGGAUCAAAUGCAACCCCUUCCUGAAUCGUGGGACUGGGAGUUAUUUGAAAACCAAAUGACUGGUGAAAAGUUUAAUUCUAAAAUUACUAAAUUGCCAUCGCCCAUACAGAUUACACCUCAUCAUUGUGAUUCCGAAAUUUAUGAAGUCGAUAAAAAUAUUAGUGAUGUGUCCGUUUUCUUAGAGAAUGUGCCCUGUGUUAAUCCUUUAAAGCCGAUAAAAACUAAACCUUCUGAAGCAGUAAUUAACGCAGUUGCAAAUUUACCGUCAGAACGAUUAACAGAGACUGCAAAUAUAGCAGAAAGGUUAUUGGAAGUCGAUAAAAUAGAUAUGCUUCCUACUCUCGAGAAUUUACCAGAGGUUGUGAAGGGUAUACGGAAAGGGAAAAGGGAGAGAGUUGCAAAAAUAUCAGGGCUUACGUUAGAUAUAGAUAAAGCAAAGAAAUUUAUACCUGGUCAGCAUAUAAAUACACCACAAGGACCGGUGUUUGUACCAGGACAGACAGUAGAAACACCUUUAGGACCAUUAUUUGUUCCGGGGCUAACAGUGAAUACUCCAGCUGGACCUGGACUUAUUCCAGGACAUAUUGUAGACAAUGAAAAUACUUGUGAGCCAUUCUUCUUAGCCGGUCAAGUGUUACAAACAAUUAAUGGCGAAGAAUUUGUUUGCGGACAAACAAUAAAAAACAAAGAUGACUCAUAUAGAUUUACCGAAGGCCAAACUGUUAUAAGUGAGGAAGGUUUGAAAUUCGUUCCUGGAAAAAUUAUAAAUAAUGGAUCUGAAGAGUUAUUCGUACCAGGACAAACCAUAAUGACUCCUGAUGGAGUUCAAUUUAUACCCGGCCAAACAAUAUCUGAAAAUGAUAACAUAAUUUUUACUCCAGGUCAAAACGCCAAAAUUAAUAACGAGUGGCAGUUCGUACCCGGUCAAGCAAUUCAUCAUGAUGACGAAUUACAUUUCGUGCCCGGUGCAACAUUGUCAACGCCGAACGGACUUAAAUUCGUACCCGGCCAAACAGUUGAAGUAAAUGGUGAAACAACUUUUGUUCCUGGAAUUACAAGAAUGAAUAAAAAUGGGUUAGAAUUUAUUCCCGGUACUACUGUGGACACUAUUGAAGGGCCAAAGUUUAUUGAAGGUCAAAUUAUGAGUUCAGAUUGUGGCGAAAAGUUUGUACCCGGAAAAACUAUUGUACAGGGAAAUGGUAACGUUGAAUUUUCGAUUGCAAAGUCAAUUGAAGAUAUUACUUUUACGGAAAGUAUGCCAAUGGGAUUACCUAUUGAUAUUAAGACAUGUUCACUAUCCGAAGAAUCUUUAUAUGUUUUCGGCCACAUGGUGCAAACACCUACAGGUAUAGAAUUUUAUCCAGGGUCCAAAAUUCCAAAAUGUGAAGGAAAAGUUGUUCCUGGCCGUCUGGUAAAGAAUGAAGAAAACCAGUCACGAUUUGUUCCAGGAAUGAUGGUGGAAGGAAUUUUCGUACCUGGUCAAAUUGUUUUUACAGAAAAUGGUGAACAAUUUGUUCCUGGUCAAGUUGUAGACACAGUGGAUGGUCCCAAAUUUGUUCCUGGUCAAGUAGUGAAUACUAAAACUGGACCCAAAUUCGUGCCAGGACAGACAAUACAUACUAUUGAUGGGCCUAGGUUUGUACCUGGACAAAUUAUUGAAACGAAGGCUGGGCCUACCUUUAUUCCUGGUCAAGUUAUAUCUACUGAGGAUGAGGGUUCGCGAUUUGUCCCCGGUCAAGUAGUUGAUACUGAGGAAGGUCCUCGUUUUGUUCCUGGUAGAGUAAUAGAAACUGAGGAUCAAGGUGUAACCUUUGUACCUGGGCAAAUAGUACAAACCCCGGAAGGACUGAAAUUUGUAGCUCCUGAUUUGAUUGAAGGCGAAGAAGGUCUCGAAUUUUCAGUACAAAGUUUCGUUGUUACUCCUGAAGAAUUGAAAUUAUUAAAAGUUAAAACUAAUCCCAAUGACACAACUUCAACAAAAGGAGAGUUGACCAUUGACACAAAAAUGUUAAGGCAACUUUCUGAAGCUGGAAUGUCCAUUGGAAGACAAGUACCUACAGAUCUGCCCGCCAUAAACGUGGUAUUAAACCACACCAAAAAUGCUGAAGCAUUAAAAGCUUUUGUAACAGAUUUUGGAUUAAAAGAUGACGUAGCAAAUCAAUUGAUGGAAGUAAUAACUUCCAUAAUAGAAAUGAGCGCUCAUUUAAAAUCAGAAAUGCAUGUCAAUAAUAAAGAUAACGGUUUAGUAGCCGAAAACAGAAAAGGACGUAGCAAUAAAAAACGUUCAGAGAUACAAAAAGACAAUGACUUUUCUGGUGAUAACGAACAUAAUAUACAUCAAGAAAAGGUUAAAAAUUCUAUUGCCGCUGCUGUAUUGGCCGCACUCGUUACUGCGGAGCAAUUCGAAGAGUUUAAUAAUAACAAUAGUAAAGAAAAAUACAAUCAUAUUCUGAAAUCAAUUGACACAAUUUUAGGUAAAGCUAUAGAUGAAGAUUUUGUUUCUGCAAUGUUCAAAGUUCUUCAAACGGAAGAAGAUAAGGAAACACUGUGUGAAGAAAUACUUGAAAAUUCUAGUUAUUCAAAAGUAGAAUUAAUUAAAAUUGCUGUUAGUAGCAUAUCAGAUAAGAAACCAUUUACUGAAGAGCAGAUUAUUGAUAGAUUUGCCAAAUUUUUAAGCUCUGAAUGUGAAGUAAUAGGUCCCGCUUUCAAAAACAUCACCAAAAAUGAUACAUGUUUGUUACAGCAUGUUUUAAGUCGAAUUUCAGACUCUAUUUCAUUCAUCAAAUCAGACAACGAAGCGGCAGAGACGCUACAAAAAGCUAUCGUAUCAGCUGUUCAGGAGACGAGCAGCAAAAACUUGGAAACGAUACUUGAAGGUUCAGAUAAAGAUAAUCUUAAAGUGAUCAUCGAACAAUCAGCAGGACUCGCGAGAGUCCUUGGAAUGAAUGAUGUGUCAAAGAAAAUAUUAACAGCUUUAAUAGAUGAUAGUCAUUUAAAUAAUGUCACCAGUGACAAGACAUGUAUGGAUGUUUUAAAACGAUUAACGGUUAUGCGACAGCUGGCUGAACAAACACCAAAUCUUCACAGUACCCUAGAGAAACUCGAAAAGGACCCUUCAUUAGCACGGACCGAUCCGAAACUGAGAGAUUUAGUUUUGGAAAGUGCAGCUCUUAUGAUUGUUCCAGAAGAACCUCCUUUGAUGACGUCAGAGGACGUCCCAUUAAGUUUACUACAGCCAGAGAACAGUCUCGCGAUGGAGGACUUCUUAUUUCAACGUAAAAAACACCGAGGGGCACUUUUAAUCAUGAAAAAAGGAUUACAAGCAGUCGUCCCUAGGGAGGCGAGUCGAGCCGUGCUCACUGGACAAGUCUCAUACACAGUAUUAGACGAAAACGGAAUACGCCAUUUCGAACCAUUACAUGUAUUUUCAGCUCUUAAUUUAAGUCAACCAACAGCACAUAGAUUUAGUAUGUACAGCUGUCCGGUGUUAGACGAUAACGACGAAGAUCUCCAAACAUUUACUGGCUACUGUAAUAUAAGUACAAAUCAAAGAAUAACAAAAUUGGGAGGAUAUAAAAGACAUAACGGUGUUAACAUCGAUAAAGAAAAUUCGCGACGUUCUAGUUAUCUUGAAAAUACGCCGACUUAUAAGAGAUAUCAAUCUAGAUCUUUGACGAGAUCGAGGUCCACGUGUAGUAGAAGUCCGCCGAAGGUGGACGAUGUUGUGGUCGCGACAUCAGACUACACGGCGACCAAUGAUGACGAAGUAUCUCUAAAAGCUGGAGAUAUUGUUGAGGUUCUCGACACGAAAGCCGUAGCCGGCGGAUCAAAUACCACUUUACCCCCUCAUUUGUGUAUUAACACUCUCCCUAUCCCCAGGAAAGCUAACAUCGACUCCAAUCUGGACGUGGAAGCCGACCUCCUGGACCUGUCGGCUGCAAAGCAUAAACUAUCAGUAAGACCGAAGAAAAAUCAUAAGAGUAAGCUAUCCAAGAAGAGCUCGCAGCAAGAGAGAUGGCUUGUUCGGGUGUUGGAGGACGUGUGUGGUGGGGAGGUGGUGUCUCGCAAGGGUCUGGUACCAGCUCACGUGCUGAAGGAAGAACGACCUGAGAGAGAUCAGAUCGCGCUGGCUGCAAGGAGACAAGCGGUGGUCCGUGAGCUGAUAGAAACUGAGGAGGAGUUCGGGCGUGACAUGAAGCAGGUUGUGGAUCAGUACAUGAAGCCCUUGGACAAGGCCUCCACUCCCAAACCAGUGUUUGACAACAGAGAGUUGCUGUUCUCUAACUUCAAGCAGAUCUGCGAGUUUCAUAACACGAGUCUCCUUGAAGGCGUGAAGUACUACGCCGAGGAACCUCGUAUGCUGGGUCGCGCGUUGUUGAGGAUGGAGCGAGAGUUUGACAAGCACGUGGCGUACUGUCGUGAUGAGCCACACGCUCAGAGACUGCUGACCGAGGACCCUGUAGUGUCCAGGUACUUCAAGGCUUUAGCAGACAAAGUCGGUGACGACAAAGGACUCGCCGAACAUCUCAAGUUACCCAUCCAAAGAAUUAACGACUACCAGCUUCUUCUAAAGGUGAGUCAUAUAUCAGAAUAA
Messenger RNA from Danaus chrysippus (African queen), 5463 nucleotides. NCBI's taxonomy places the organism in Eukaryota, Metazoa, Arthropoda, Insecta, Lepidoptera, Nymphalidae. The record is from the annotation of a GenBank genome assembly.